This is a messenger RNA of Nicrophorus vespilloides, 2601 nucleotides long. RefSeq names its product nose resistant to fluoxetine protein 6-like. The record is from RefSeq and is a predicted model, not a curated record. NCBI's taxonomy places the organism in Eukaryota, Metazoa, Arthropoda, Insecta, Coleoptera, Silphidae. The transcript has 13 exons. Gene Ontology annotation, molecular function: acyltransferase activity, transferring groups other than amino-acyl groups. The coding region runs from base 1 to 2601 and encodes 866 amino acids.
AUGUCUUGGAGAGGAGUGCUGGCUGUAGUCUUGUUUGUACUCUCCUGUUCUGGUGAUGCUCAAGACCGAAAGUAUGGAAUCUUGCAAUGGCCGGAAAAUGGUGCAGUCAUCUCCAAUUUAGAAUGCAAGAAGCAGAUGGAUCUGUUGCACGAUCAUUUGGAGAAACAAAUACCGUGGGCUUAUAAAAUGAUCGACUCAUCGUCGAAAAUCAACUAUGGAAUCCUCACUGGAAACGUCAUGGACUUUGGUAACUUCGACGAAUGCAUGGCCGUUUAUCAUAAAGACAAAGAGACGGGAAUCGAAAUCCGCCCGAAGUAUUGCACCUACAGUUUAAUGUUGUUCUUUCCGAAUCCCAUCAAAGGUGAUCCCAAGGAGCGCAGCAGUUUGCAUUACAGUAAAGAGGUUGAGAUAUUCGCGCCAAAGAUGAACAGAUCUUCCACGGUACAGGAGGAUUACAUAACGUUGGCUCUAUCCCUGUGCUUGCCAAGCGCCUGCAAACCAAGCGAAAUCGAAGCUUACAUUCCUUCGGUUUACGACAUGAAGACCUUCAACGAUGACAUGUGUCAAACACCGGAGACGGGAAAAGAAAUCGAUACCUCCGACAUAAUCGCAAUUGUUAUUCUAUCUAUCAUAAUGCUGUGCGUUAUUCUCUCGACGACCUACGAUUAUUACCUGCUGAGAACGAAGAAAGAAUCACCACAUCUCAUCCUGUUGGCGUUCUCAGUGUUGACCAAUGCGAGGAAAGUGCUGAAGACCACUAAAAAUCCUGAUCAGCUCAUGUGUCUGAACGGUCUGAGAAGCAUAAGCAUCAUGUGGGUGAUGGGUGGACAUCGUUAUUCCAUUCAACCUUACAUGCCGCAAAUCAAUAAGAAUCACAUCGACACGUGGAUGAAACAACCUGGCAGCCAGUACAUCUUGGGAGCACCGAUCGCCGUGGACACUUUCCUCUUCAUCAGCGGUUGCUUGAUGGCUUACGGCUUUAUCAGAUCUCAGAGUAAGCCGAACGCAAGGUUCAACGUGUUCAUGUACUAUCUUCAUCGUUACCUCAGAAUAACUCCGGCUUUGGCUAUCGUAUACUUGGUCCACGUAUCGAUCAUCAGACAUCUAUCGGAUGGUCCGAUGUUCCCGGAGAUCUUCAACACGAUCCGCGAUAACUGCUUGGAAUAUUGGUGGUCAACGUUCCUCUACGUUCAGAAUUACGUUAACAUGGAUAAAAUUUGUCUUCUUCACACUUGGUACCUUUCCAUGGAUAUGCACAUGUUCUUGGUAUCUCCGAUCCUGUUGAUUCCUUUGGUCAAGUACACCAAAGAGAUGAUUUACGUGCUGAGCGGGCUUCUGGUAAUUUCGAUUGUCUGUCCUUUCUUGAUCGUCUACUUCUACGAGAUCAAAAUGUUCGAUGAUUACUACUACGACUAUUAUUACUACGUUUCACACACGAGAUUGGCGCCGUGGCUGAUCGGUCUCCUCUGCGGUGCGAUCAUUUCCAUCUACAGGGACAAACCUUUCAGGAUCAAUUGGAUUACCAACGUCAUUAUUUGGACGGUUGUGCUGUUCGGAAUGAUCAACAUAAUCUACUGGGGAAACGACGUUGCCAAUCAUUACAACAUCUGGAGCACUUCCUUCUACUUAUCCUUGCACCGAGCUGCAUGGGCCGUCGGUUUAAGCUGGAUCACAUUCGCCUGCCUCAAAGGAUACGGAGGUUUCAUAAAUUGGAUCUUGUGCCUACCGAUUUUCCAAGUCAUCGCCAGAUUGAGUUUCUGCAUGUACCUGGUGCACUUCUCCGUGCUGGCUGUGAGUUUAGCCCGAAUCAGGACUCCCUCCGUCUUCUUGGAUUACGAAAUGCUGUACUCGUGUUUCGCUGAUGUCUUUGUAACUUUAGUCGUGGGUUUUGUUUGGGUGCUUCUCUUCGAAUCUCCAAUGGUCGUUCUCGAGAAGAUCAUUUUCUCCGGAGCAGGAAGGAAGCCGAAAGCACCGAAACCCGAUGAAGAGAUUGCCGUGAGGAGGCUGACCGACGUGGAGGAAAUCACUAAAAUCAUGAGAUUGAAUCUCAUGAAAUCGAAGGAUCCUGAAACGCCGAUUGAUGUCGUCGUAAGCGACGUCAAGGGAGAAGAAAUGGCCAGUAAAUACGUAUUCUUAAUUUUGGCUACAAUCGUCUUCGCUGCAUUAGCUCAAGAAAAUCCAUCUGAACAAGACAAUUUCGUUGCUCAUGAAAAUCUCCAGCAACCUGGAACUUAUCCAGAAAGCAAUUACGAUGGAUAUUUGGUGGUUGCAGAUUAUAAUGAGAAACCGCAAACCUUUUUAGCAUCUUUAUUACCAAAAGCAAAGUUGGCAACACAAUUAUCUCUCAGAGUAGUCACAACUGUGGCUCUCUACACCGUAACUGCUUUUUCGUUUUUGGCAGUCUUCGGAAUUAUGGCUAGUAUCGUGUGCACUUUUACUCCAGUUUGCUACAACUUUCAAUUGUGGAUCGCCGGACUGAGGAACGUCGAAAGUAUGCGUUCUUUGGUGAACACCGAUUACAUCGAUGCUGCUGCGAAUUUCGUGCAAGAAGCCGUCCUCAAGUACAAAAGAUUACAAAGAGCCAUCCAUACUGGAUAUUGA